AUGGAUGUUUUAGAUACGUUAUCCGGUGACGUGGUAAAAACAGGCAGUUACCGAUUUUCUGAUGGAUCUCGGUAUUUUGGGGAGUGGAAUAAAAGAGGCCAAAAACAUGGAGUUGGACAUUUGUUAUUUAAAAAUAGAACAAGAUAUGAUGGCCAAUUUGCGAACGGGAUAUUUAGUGGAUUAGGAGUACUUUGUUUUCCGGAUGGAUCAAAGUACGAAGGAGAAUUUAUGCAAGGCUGGUUCCAUGGUCGUGGCGUCUUCUGGAGAUCUGAUGGUAUGAGAUAUGAAGGCGAAUUCCGUGGGGGGCGCAUCUGGGGCCUCGGUCUUGUUACUUUUGCAGAUGGUACACACGGUUUCCCAAGAUGCGAAGGAUACUUCCAAGAUUGUAGGUUGAUGAGACGUAGAAAAUGUCUUACAAUAAUAUUGCAUGCCCAAGCUAUUGGCAUGUUGGCUAGGGAAUUCACAAAACAUAAUAAUUGA
Molecule: messenger RNA, 480 nt
Organism: Ctenocephalides felis (cat flea)
Lineage: Eukaryota; Metazoa; Arthropoda; Insecta; Siphonaptera; Pulicidae
Product: MORN repeat-containing protein 4 homolog
Exons: 3
Coding region: 1-480 (159 amino acids)
Source: RefSeq, a predicted model, not a curated record